Molecule: messenger RNA, 2086 nt
Organism: Columba livia (rock pigeon)
Lineage: Eukaryota; Metazoa; Chordata; Aves; Columbiformes; Columbidae
Gene: PLA2G12A
Product: phospholipase A2 group XIIA
Exons: 4
Coding region: 85-660 (191 amino acids)
Biological process (GO): arachidonate secretion; lipid catabolic process; phospholipid metabolic process
Cellular component (GO): extracellular region
Molecular function (GO): calcium ion binding; A2-type glycerophospholipase activity
Source: RefSeq, a predicted model, not a curated record
GCCCGCGGGCCGAUGGCGGCGGCGGGGCGGGCGGGGCGCUGCGGGAGCGGGUAGGCGGCGGGGCUCGGCGGGGCGCCGCUCGGCAUGGCCCGCGCCCCGCUGGCGCUGCUGGCGCUGCUGGGCUGCGCCUGGCUGGGCCCGCGGCCGGCGCGCUGCCCGGAGGCGCCGCAGAGCCCCGACUGGCGGAUGACGCUCAAGACCAUCCGCAACGGCGUGCACAAGAUCGACCGGUACCUCAACGCGGCCCUCGACUUCCUGGGCGGCGAGGACGGGCUGUGCCAGUACAAGUGCAGCGACGGAUCAAAGCCCUUUCCUCGCUAUGGAUAUAAACCUUCACCACCAAAUGGUUGUGGAUCCCCUCUCUUUGGAGUCCAGUUUGACAUCGGUAUCCCUUUGAUGACGAAGUGCUGCAAUCACCACGACAGAUGCUACGAUACUUGUGGCAAUGAAAAAAAUGAUUGUGAUGAGCAGUUUCAGUCUUGCCUCUCCAAAAUUUGCAGAGAUGUGCAGAAAACACUUGGUAUCUCAGAGAGUGUCCAGGCUUGUGAAUCCACUGUUCAGCUGUUGUUCGAUGCAGUUAUACAUUUAGGAUGUAAACCAUACCUGGACAGCCAGAGAGCUGCAUGUAUGUGUCGUUACGAGGAUAAGACAGAUCUCUGAAAGAAGAUACCGAGAUCUCAUGGUGUAGAAUAAACUCAAGGACUCAGCUGGAAUGAAGCAAGUGGUUGGUUACAAAGCUUUUUGCUUUUCAGACAGUAAUAUAUUAAACACUGACAUGAAUAUACUAGUUUGAAAGUCACUAUAAUAUUCUUCCUAAUGUAAAAAAGAAACAAGUCUUCCUUCUCUUCGCCUUUACACCAGAAGCCUGGAAACCGAAAUCAGUUUCUUUUGGUGUACAUAUGCUCAGGGUAUGCUCCUGUGAAACACUGGUGCCAUUGGAAAGUUUUUAAGAGAACUCCAUAGUGGGGAAAUUGGAGGCACAGAAGAAUCGUAUUGAAUUCUCAGAUGAUUUUUACUAUAGGUCAAAUUUUAGGUUUGCUAGCAGUCAAAGCAUUUGAUAGAUCCAACAGGAAGGAGAGGUUUAUGUGUAUUAAUGUGACAUCUUAAAUAGCCAACACUUCGAUGCUUUUGGUAGCUUUGCCUUCAGUUCUCCAUGAUAUAUCCUGCCCCCUGGGUCUGCUUUUGAAAGAACAAAAACAAACAAAGCCUCAAGCUCUUAGCAAGGAUAUAUAUCUGCACUAUGUAUUUCUACAUGAUUCUAUAUCAACCGUACUUCUGCAGUGCUUUUCAGAUCAAAUAUAUUGAUCCUUCUAAGGCUUGACCACUAAAAUGAGCAGUUUGCAACCUAAGGAUAUACUUUUGAUUUGAAAAAAAUGGUGGAAUGUACUUGCUAUGUUAUUCUAAAAAUGAAUCAAAUGUUUAUUUUUCAAAUAAAACCUUUCGUGUUGUGUAUUAUAUGCAUAGAAAGGAUAUAUUGUUCAAUUAAAUUGAUUUAUAUUUGUCUUGUGGCACAACUUGGUCACCGUAUUCACCUUUGCUUUCAUUUAGUCCACUCUGAUGAAAAGUGAAAGAAAGUUUCACAGAUAGGGUCAGUUUGCCCAACCACCUUUUUUAUUUAAAAUGCCCCUUGUGCGGCUGACAGAUAAUUGAGCCUGUACUUCUGUCAUUUGUUCCCUCUCUUGAGUUCUCCAGCUGAAAUCACCCAAUGUCUGAAUGAUUUGGGGUUUGUUCUCUGUACAGAUCUUUCAUUGCUCAUCUUCAGCUGUCAAACCUUACUUAACUUCUACAUUAGGUCCUGUGUCAAAAGAUUUUUAUUUGCUCUCCUGGAGCCCUGAUUCUGCCUUAGAAACUUACAGGAGAACUGAAAAUUAAAAUAUUACAUCUAUGAACAGGGAGUGGAAACCACGCUAAAAGCCUAAAAUUUAACAGACUCAUGGACUAUAAUGUGAUUUCUUUUAUGGAAGUACUUUUAUGUGUUUUUUCUUUACCAGUUGUUUGUGGUAUUUUUGUUCUGUUUUUCACUAAAGCUUAUUGUACAUGACACUGAAUCUAAGUGCCUCAUAGAAUAAAGUUACCGUUAAAGUUC